AUGCGCCUCCCGCAUGUGGCAAUCAGUCUGCUCUGCGCGCUGUCAUGCGCGGAGCAGCUGGGCAGGAGGCCGGCACUGCAAGCUCGACAGGACAAUGUACCGACAACCACCGACGGUGUGGCGAGCACGACUCCUCCGGACCAAAGCAUAGAAACAUCGACUCCCACGAUAUCGCCAACUAGGACACGCGAGACGGAAAGUGUCCCGACUACGACGCAGAUAUCUGGAGAUGGAGAAGUGACUUCUGCCAUCACUGCUGUUCCUAUUCCCACGUCAACUGCGACCAACAGUACGUCGAACGGCACGAUUCCGAAUGGCUCAGAUUCCGAUUCGAACCAGCUUCCGAUCAAACCUGUCAUCACCCCUGCGCUCGGUGUCGCUGGUGCUCUCCUCAUGAUAUCGGGAUUGGUCCUGGCUUUGGUGGGCAUCAAACACCGGCCAACACAGACCUUCCUCAGCACGUCUUUGUUGAUUGCGCUGAGUAUCGAGGUUCUGAUCAUAUACCUCAUGCGGCCGCCCGUCUCCAAUACCGUUCAAGGAGCCUAUGUCAUCGCGGGAGCUCUGGGAGGAUGUGCAUUAGGAGCGCUCGCAUUGAUCUUCAGGGAGGUAUCAGAAGGGUUCGGUUGUCUGCUUGGAGGGUUCUGCUUGGCCAUGUGGCUUCUGGUCUUGUCGCCGGGAGGAGUCAUCAAGAACCACGUUGGCAAGAUCAUCAUGAUCGGACUGUUCUGCGCGGCCGCUUCUUCACUGUAUAUCAGCCGCUUUACGCGAGUCUAUGGCAUCAUUGCCUGUACAGCGUUCGCGGGAGCGACUGCGUUCAUCAUCGGUCUUGAUUGUUUCAGCAGGGCGGGUCUGAAAGAGUUCUGGAUGUACAUCUGGGAUGUCAACUCGGAUGUAUUCCCUCUCUUCACAGAUACAUAUCCCAUCAAUCGGAACAUGCGUGCCGAGAUCGCA
Sphaerulina musiva SO2202 is the source of this 951-nucleotide messenger RNA. RefSeq lists its product as uncharacterized. The annotation marks the transcript as partial. The transcript has 2 exons. The record is from RefSeq and is a predicted model, not a curated record. Lineage: Eukaryota; Fungi; Ascomycota; Dothideomycetes; Mycosphaerellales; Mycosphaerellaceae.